AUGCCAAACUUAAGACUACUGAUUAUUUCUAAGAAUCGUUUGAAUGAUACUAUUCCACCCACCAUUUGCAACAUUAAGGAUAUGCAAGUCGUUUCUAUGGCAAACAAUAAAUUAAUUGGAGAAUUCCCUCAACAGUGGAGUUUGUGGAGAAGAAUACGCAUCAUUGAUGUGGCAGACAACAAUCUUGAUGUAACGUCUAAAGGGAAAGAACCUGAAUAUAGAGAUGACCAAUUAACUCGCUGGGGAAACAUCAUUGAUCUUUCGUCAAACAAUUUUGAAGGUGAAAUCCCUGAAGAAGUAGGCAGUCUCGUUGAAUUGAGUACAUUGAACUUGUCGAUGAAUCGAUUAACUGGAAAGAUCCCUUCAAGCAUCGGAAAAUUACGUUGGCUUGAAACUCUUGAUCUCUCACAUAACCAGCUUUCAGGUCACAUCCCUCAAAACUUUUCUUCUUUAACCUCCCUAUCACACUUGAACUUGUCCUACAACAACUUGAUUGGAAGAAUACCUGCUGGCAACCAACUUCAAACCCUCGAUGAUCCAUCUAUUUAUGAAGGCAAUCCAUCACUAUGUGUGGCUCCUCUUUCGUCUGUUUGCCUUGGAGAUGACACAAGUACAGAACAAGCUUUUCCUGCAGAAGACCGCAACAAAGAUGAUAACGAAGUGUUUUGGUUUUAUGGUAGCACUGCACUUGGUUUCACAGUAGGCUUUUGGGGUGUUUGUGACGCGUUGGUUGUGAAAAAGUCAUGGAAGCAUGCUUAUUUUCAAUUCUUUGACAACAUCAAAGAGAAAGUAGCAUUAACAAUUGCAUUGAAAAUAGCUCGUUGGCAAGGGAGAUUGUGA
Molecule: messenger RNA, 840 nt
Organism: Prunus armeniaca (apricot)
Lineage: Eukaryota; Viridiplantae; Streptophyta; Magnoliopsida; Rosales; Rosaceae
Source: the annotation of a GenBank genome assembly